CUCGCGAUCUACCCGUCCGGGAGCAUCACGCACAACGUCCGCGUCGACGACACGUUCCGGUGCCAGCUCGACCUGCGGCACCUGCCCUUCGACGAGCAGGAGUGCUCCGUGACCAUCGGCUUCGCGCCCUACGACACGCAGCGCGUCCAGUACUGGGAGCCGCAGGUGACGCUCGGGACGCACGGGAACAACGCGUGGAGAAUCAAGGGCACGUCGGCGACGGUGGACACGGUGAUCCGCACGUCCAGGGACUACAGCGAGGCGCACAUGACCUUCCGGUUCAAGCGGAAGCCCAACUUCUACUUCCUGCAGACCGUGCUCCCGGCGAUGAUGUUCCUGCUCAUCAACUACGUGGGCUUCUGGGUCGACCGCCACGUCGGGCCCGCGCGCGUCGCCAUCGCCGUCAUCCCCGUGCUCAUCAUGCUCACGCUCCAGACCCAGUCCUACGCGCGCAUGCAGGUCCUCUCCUACGUGACGAGGCUCACGAAGUUCCUCAUCACGUGCCAGGUCAUCUCCGUCGCGUGCGUCCUCGAGUACGGCGCCGUCUGCUACUUCCUCGGCCGCGAGCGGAUCCAGGAGGAGCGC
This is a messenger RNA of Aureococcus anophagefferens, 585 nucleotides long. RefSeq lists its product as hypothetical. The record is from RefSeq and is a predicted model, not a curated record. The transcript has a single exon. NCBI's taxonomy places the organism in Eukaryota, Pelagophyceae, Pelagomonadales, Pelagomonadaceae. Gene Ontology annotation, biological process: nervous system process; monoatomic ion transmembrane transport; signal transduction. Gene Ontology annotation, cellular component: membrane; synapse; neuron projection. The annotation marks the transcript as partial. Gene Ontology annotation, molecular function: extracellular ligand-gated monoatomic ion channel activity; transmembrane signaling receptor activity; neurotransmitter receptor activity.